Messenger RNA from Heterostelium album PN500, 969 nucleotides. RefSeq lists its product as uncharacterized. The record is from RefSeq and is a predicted model, not a curated record. NCBI's taxonomy places the organism in Eukaryota, Evosea, Eumycetozoa, Acytosteliales, Acytosteliaceae. The coding region runs from base 1 to 969 and encodes 322 amino acids. Gene Ontology annotation, molecular function: cysteine-type endopeptidase activity. Gene Ontology annotation, cellular component: lysosome. The transcript has 2 exons.
AUGUUUAAACUUUCAAUUUAUAUCCUAUUGGCUUUUUUGCUAGUGGGAACUGUUUAUUCACAACAACAAUGUUUAGAUAAUGUUGUUUCUUAUACCGACCAAGAUAGAGCCAACAUUCCAGCAUCUUUCGAUGCCAGAACACAAUGGCCAAAUUGUAUUUCACCUGUUAGAGAUCAAGGAAGUUGUUCAAGUUGUUGGGCUAUGACAUCAUCAUCUAUUCUUGCUGAUAGAUUAUGUAUUGCCUCUGGUGGAGCUAUCAAGAAGUUACUAUCGCCACAAUAUAUGGUGGAUUGCGCCAAGAACUGUAAGACAAACAGUCAAUCGGAUUGCAACUCUGGUUGUAAAUUCGGUUUCCUCGAUAUCUCGAUGGAGUAUCUAUCGAAUGGAAUCUCCGCAGAAUCAUGUCUUCCCUACAAGGAAUCGGAUGCAACCUGUCCAUCGCAGUGUAAAGACGGCUCGCCAAUCCAGCUGUACUACGGUUCCGGCUGUAUCAGUAUUGGCAACCUGAAGGACGCGCAACUCGAGAUCAUGAAGAACGGCCCGAUCCUCGCUGUCUUCCAGAUCUUCACUAGCCUCUACAAUAUCGGCAGUGGAUUGUACCGUGGCACUGGCGACCCAGCGGAAGGACAUGCCGCACGUGUCAUUGGCUGGGGCGAAGAAAACGGUACACCCUACUGGUUGGCACUCAAUUCGUGGGGCACCGAAUUCGGUAUGGACGGUGCAUUCAAGGUGCCAAUGGGUGAGAAUAUCGCCGGUUUCGAAUCGCAGCUACUCUCUGUCAAGCCAAACGUCGAUGCUUCGCCAAAGGGUGCCGACGCCAACUGGAACGGUGGAUCGACACCGAGCACCGGAGACAACAACAGUGGCAACUCUGGAAGUGGUAACACAGCCAGUCAGAUUCUACAGCCAAUCUCGAUCGUCUUUAUCCUAAUCACUUUACUUUCAUCGGCAAUCGUAAUGUUUAAUUAA